Messenger RNA from Drosophila kikkawai, 336 nucleotides. RefSeq names its product hssA/B-like protein 36. Lineage: Eukaryota; Metazoa; Arthropoda; Insecta; Diptera; Drosophilidae. The record is from RefSeq and is a predicted model, not a curated record.
AUGGGCGGCGGCACCCUCGGCGGCGGCGGCGGCAGCACCAUUGGGGGCGGCACCCUAGGCGGCGGCAGUGUGCUGGGUCACGGCACGGCGAUGAGCAGCAGCACGGUCGGCAUGGGCCCCUGCCCUCCCCCCGGCACCUUGAUGCACGGAGCCAACGGUGGCAACGGUGGCAAUCCGGGCAAUGUCUACGGCAACGGCAAUGGCGGCGUGGGCGGCCAAAACACAGCACCUGGGUCCGUGAUUGAUUCGCGGGCCGUCUCCGUGGUGGUGACGCUGCCGGGCGGCCCGGGUGCCCAGCAUCCGGGCCAGGCGCUCAGCGACUACGGUCCCAUAUAG